This is a messenger RNA of Morchella sextelata, 225 nucleotides long. RefSeq lists its product as uncharacterized. The record is from RefSeq and is a predicted model, not a curated record. The coding region runs from base 1 to 225 and encodes 74 amino acids. NCBI's taxonomy places the organism in Eukaryota, Fungi, Ascomycota, Pezizomycetes, Pezizales, Morchellaceae. The transcript has 4 exons.
AUGGCAAUCGAUCAUUCAGCACUUGAGCCAGACAGCCGGCCACUCUAUCGGAUGUCUGGGGCGCUCACUAAUAUAAUAUGGGCCCACUUACCUGCCUACUUGCCAACUAGCAGCCAUCUAUCUAUUAGGGUAGUUAUAAUAUGCCGAGUUCCCUACUACCCCGCCCCCCACGGCACCAACUCCCGGCAUAAGGCUUUUACAUGGCGGGGAUAUGUAGCACUUUGA